CGGAACUGACUCGUUUGAAAGAAGUGUAUGUUCAGUGUGUUUUCAAUUCAUUGACACAAGUGGAUCUUUAAAGAAGAUACUUAUAUUUUUUUUUCUCCCAUCAAUAAGCGGUCAUGGCGUUACCAGUUUCAAACCCGAACAAUCCUGUUGUGUUCUUCGACGUCACCAUAGGAGGGCAAGAGGUUGGACGGAUGAAGAUUGAGCUGUUUGCCGACGUUGUGCCCAAAACUGCAGAAAAUAUCAGGCAGUUUUGUACUGGAGAAUUCAGGAAGGAUGGUGUCCCUAUUGGUUACAAGGGAACCACAUUCCACAGGGUAAUUAAGGACUUCAUGAUUCAAGGAGGGGAUUUUGUAAAUGGUGAUGGCACUGGGAUCUGCAGUAUCUACAGGGGUCCUUUUGCAGACGAGAAUUUCAAAAUAAAACACUCUGCUCCCGGACUGCUAGCAAUGGCAAACAGUGGCCCAGGCACUAAUGGCUGUCAGUUUUUCAUCACCUGUACCAAGUGUGACUGGCUGGAUGGGAAGCACGUUGUGUUUGGUAAAAUAGUUGAUGGUUUACUUGUGAUGAGGAAGAUCGAGAACGUCCCUACUGGUCCCAACAAUAAACCGAAGCUCCCCAUUGUUAUUGCACAGUGUGGAGAGAUGUAACUUUACAAACUACUUCAAAUCCUCUUUGCAUACACACUGAUAACGACUUUUUUUUUACAUUUCAGGGACUGUAAUAACAGACUAAAAUUAAGUGAGAGACUUGUCCUGGCCAAAUUUUGAUUGCGCAUUAAAACAGGGAAACAAACCUGUAUUUUUGUAUUGAUCCACCCCUUAAAGCUGUAUUUUUUAUUGAAAAAACCCUUAAAGCAGAAGUGAACGUUUCUGCUGUAUAAAAUGUACUGUUGUUGUGUAUUUGUUUUUUAUAAACACAAUCGUGAGUCAUCCACAGUUUAUUAUCCUGGGUUAUUAAUCAGAUAAUUUAGUCAAAAAGAGGUGGUCUAUGAACCCAAGAAAUUGUUUCUGUAGAGAUGCAUUUGACCUUUUUCAAUGAACCUUACAUUUCACUGAUGUAUUGCAGUGCUGAUAUUAACACCUGUCUCCUUGCUUUCAUGUCACAUUAUUACCUUACUCAACUCACCUUUCCUCUGUCGAAGCUCUCAGGGCUGCAGUUACAGAUUAAUUUAUGGACAUCCAUAAGUCUACAGGUGGUACAGGCUAGAAGUAAAACGGGCUUUGAUCCAGGACACAUAUGAAAAUAAUUCUGAUUGUGUUUAAAAAGACAUUGCCAGACAGGAACAGUAAGAAAUGAGAGGAUUGUAAAAGUCAGCGGUGUUGACUUUUCUGAGCUACUUCCAGGAAAUGAUUGCAAUGGUAGUUAGAGCCGUAACUCAACUGCUUCAAUUGCAGUCUGGCCGUCAGCUCUUGCUCAGUCCUAACAUUCCUAGCAGUACUGCAUUGAAGAAUACAGAGUUUCUUGUCCAUGUAAAAGGUGCGACUGUGUCAGUGCCUCUAUCCUGACCUGCCAUUCAGUCCUGGGCCUCUCAAGCAGAGAAUUGUGUGGUGGUUUGGUGAUGCUGGUGAAAGUCUUCUGGGGGCUAAACUGAGAACACCAAACUCGUUCCAGUUGUGAUGUGGAUUCCAGCACAGGCCUCUGAAGGGAAAGGCAUGAGUGGAUGCUGAUUUACAUUUUUGUAUUCCACACAUGCAGUACACUUCCAUUCUGCUUAGUUUAAAUAUUGAAACAUUUGUAUCCAAAUUGUGAUGAAAUGUGGUAAAUGCAUUCUUCAGAGAUUGUUGCUGCUGGAAUGAAUGUCAAAGAGGUUUUAAAGACACUACAGCAAGUGACCACCGCUAUUGUUGGAACAAAAAUUUAGCAACAUGCUUGACUUACUUACACAAAAGUACACAGCAAUCUCACAUUAAGAAGACAUUCACUGUUGUGUUUUGAAACAAAUUUUCAACAAUACGUAAUAGACACAGAAGCCCUAGAAGUCAUUCUGCAGUUUGAAAAUGAAAUGCUCCAUACGUUUUCAAGCACUUUUUUAAUUACAUUUUUUCAUAACUAGUUUCAAACAGCUUUAACAGUAACAGACAAAGCAGGAAGUGUUUUCGACUGGGUGGGAAGCGCACACUUGGGUGUCAAUGGUGGUCUUUGUGUGAUAUAACAGGCAAAGCUAUUACCAGUAACACUUAACAAAGCAGCCAUCCAUCAUCAAGAACUCUGAAUAGAUUAGCAUAACAAAGGAGGGUGGGGGUGCUUGUUGAAAACCUAGAGCUGGAUUCCACACAUCAAGCAAGUGGCUUGCUUCAGUAGAAAGCUAUCAAACCAAGCACUUGUAAAAUGACAAUACUACCUGCUUGCUAUCAGUUGUUCGCAAAAUGGAACGACCUAGUUUGUAUAAUGUUUGUUUUGGUAUUUUUUCAAUGCCAGUUUUAACAUAUAACUUUUGAGAUGUAUUACAAUCUCAUGUACCAGAUAACCCAUGGUUUGUGCCAUAAAUCAAUACAUAAAAUGAUUACAUUUUGAGAUGUGCAUGCCUGCAAAGAAUUUUACACCAACCUAAAUGUCCUACCAGGUUAUCAUUCCUGAAUUGUUUCAUUUAUCUUGUCAUCGUUUUGGUCUUUUUAGAUUUCUGUUAAGUUGUUUUCUUGUGUUGAAAGCCCAGAAACCAAAUCGUUGGAAAGGUAUGUGUCUUUUUAUCUGACAUGUUUCAUUCUGUGGUGCUCCCUUUAUUUCAAGAUUUGAUUUUGCAGUAGGGCACUGUUGACAGUAAAUUGUUAUAUUUUAUGUAUAACGCCCCUCGAUAUUCACUGUUUUCUGUAUUUGGAAAUCACAUGGAGAAAGAAGAGGGAUUUGAGCAAGAUUUAAAAGGUUUGAGCCUGAAAUUACCCAAAAAAGGGACAUUGAUGUGCUUUAACACCACAAGUACUUCAGUUGUUAUUUCCACGUAUUUAUUUAUUUAUUUUCUGCCUACCCAGGAUAUUCUCGUAGAACCAUGUGGGGUGUCAAGUAGGAUGAAUCUAACAGAUUAGAUCAGAGAAU
Polyodon spathula (Mississippi paddlefish) is the source of this 3030-nucleotide messenger RNA. Its product is annotated as peptidyl-prolyl cis-trans isomerase H. NCBI's taxonomy places the organism in Eukaryota, Metazoa, Chordata, Actinopteri, Acipenseriformes, Polyodontidae. Gene Ontology annotation, cellular component: intracellular membrane-bounded organelle. The transcript is spliced from 9 exons. Gene Ontology annotation, molecular function: peptidyl-prolyl cis-trans isomerase activity. Bases 114 to 647 code for a protein of 177 amino acids. The record is from RefSeq and is a predicted model, not a curated record. Gene Ontology annotation, biological process: protein peptidyl-prolyl isomerization; protein folding.